Molecule: messenger RNA, 3378 nt
Organism: Lycium barbarum (goji berry)
Lineage: Eukaryota; Viridiplantae; Streptophyta; Magnoliopsida; Solanales; Solanaceae
Exons: 3
Coding region: 504-1541 (345 amino acids)
Source: RefSeq, a predicted model, not a curated record
GCACCUAGUAAGCAAUGGAUGCAACUUGUUGAUAAUCGACUUAAUGAAGCCCACUUAAUCGGGGUACAAAAGCUUUUGGAUUAUGCUUUUCAAAGAACAGGAGAAUUGUAUGAAAUACGAUGUCCCUGUGUCAAGUGUUGUAACACAACAUUAGGAACAUGUGAGACUGUUGAGACACAUAUGAAAGUAUAUGGAAUAAUCUAAAAUUAUACUUUUUGGUAUCAUCAUGGGAAGUUUUAGGUGAGCCGCUGUCGGAAUGCGAAGAUGAUAAUGAAGUAGAGGAAUGUGAGAGUGAGGAUGAAAUACAGGAAAUUUUGAGAUGUUUAUAUCCUAAUCUUGGUGAACGCACUGCAAACAGUGGUUGUGAUGAUUUACCUAAAGAGGAACCGAAUGUUGAAGCAAAAAUUUUUUAUAGCCUAUUGAGAGAUGUCGAGAAGCCACUAUACCAAAGUUCAAAAGUCUCAAAGCUUUCAACUUUGAUUAAAUUGCUUCACAUAAAAAGUAUGGGUCGUUGGAGCAAUGAGUCAUUUACAAUGUUAUUGAAAAUGUUAGAAGAGGAGUUGUUGCCAGAUGGAGCAAAUUUACCAAAUUCAUAUUAUGAGGCAAAGAAGGUAAUUCGGGACCUUGGGUUUUCCUACCACAAGAUUGAUGCUUAUGUAAAUGAUUGCAUGUUAUACUGGAAGGAGGAUAACUUACUUGAUUCUUGUAAAUUUUGUGGUGCGUCCAGAUGGAAAAUAGAAAAACCUAGCUGGGAAGCAAAGAAUAGAAAAGGUAAAAAGAUAGCAUCAAAGACUGUACGCUAUUUUCCGUUAACGCCUAGGCUACAAAGGUUGUUUAUGUCUACAAAGACAUCUUCUUUAAUGACAUGGAAUCAUGAUGAAAGAGUUGAUGAUGGAAUAAUGAGGCACCCAACUGAUUCAAUGGAAUGGAAAUCAUUUGAUGAGCUUCGUCCCUCAUUUGCGGCCGAGCCUCAUAAUGUUCGACUUGGACUUGCUAGUGAUGGAUUUCAGCCAUUUCGGAGUUCAAAAACCUCAUAUAGCAUUUGGCCAGUGGUACUUAUUCCUUAUAAUUUACCACCUUGGUUGGGUUUGAAACAAGAAAUUUUCAUUGUGUCAAUGCUAAUACCUAGUCCAGAUAGUCCAGGAGAUGCAAUUGACAUAUAUCUGCAGCCCUUGAUAGAAGAACUGAAGGAGUUAUGGGAAUUUUGUAUAGAGACUUUUGAUGCAUCAACUAGACAGAAUUUCAAGUUACAUGCUUCUUUGUUAUGGACCAUCAAUGACUUUCUAGCAUAUGAAAACUUAUCUGGAUGGAGUACAAAAGGGAAAUUGGCAUGCCCGUGUUGCAACAAAGAUACUUACUCAAUCAGAUUGGCUAAUAGUAAGAUACAGUGUUUUAUGGGUCAUCGGUGUUACCUUCCUCUUAAUCACAAAUGGAGGAAUGAUAGGGCGUCAUUUGAUGGUACAAAAGAGAAAAGGCUUCCACCAAAAAUGCAUUCUGGUGUUGAGAUAUUUAAUCAAGUACAAGAUCUUGAAGGGUUGUAGUUAACAAAGGAUCCAAAGAAAAGGAUCAAGAUAUCACAUGAUGGCCGAAAUGAUAAUUGGAAUAAGAAGAGUAUCUUUUUUUAACUUCCCUAUUGGAAAUCUCUCUUGUUGCGAAAUAAUUUGGAUGUUAUGCAUAUCGAGAAAAAUAUAUGUGAUAAUAUUUUGGGGACGAUCAUGAAUGCCAAAGGAAAGACCAAGGACACCAUAAAUACUCUACUAGAUUUGCAAGAAAUGAACAUUAGGUUGGAAUUGCACCCUAUCAAAAAAGGAGAAAAAUAUGAAGUUCCAACAGCUUGUUACACAUUAUCUCCUCAAGAAAAGCACAACUUAUGUCUAUUUUUAAAGAAUUUAAAGGUCCCAGAUGGAUUUUUAUGUAAUAUUUCUCAAUGUGUUAACUUGAAAGAUCACAAGAUUUUUGGCUUAAAGAGUCAUGAUUGCUAUGUUCUUCUACAACAUUUACUCCCUCUUGCGCUACGUGGUAUGUUGUCCAAAACAGUUUGUGAACCCCUUGUUGAGUUGUGCUUGUUUUUUAAUGUGCUUGGAGCAAAGGUAUUAAGAACUGAUGACUUGGAACAGAUUGAAGCUCAAAUUCCUAUAACUCUUUGCAAGUUAGAAAAGGCCUUCCCUCCUUCAUUUUUUGAUGUCAUGGUGCACUUGCCUGUUCACUUAGCUAAUGAAGCUAAGCUUGCUGGACCGGUUCAGUAUCGGUGGAUGUAUCCUAUAGAGCGAUGGUUAUAUUUUUUGAAAUCUCUCAUUGGUAAUAGGGCUUGUCCGGAAGAUUCUAUUGCAGAAGGUUACCUUGUAAAUGAAAGUAUGACCUCAUGUUCGAGGUAUCUUCAUAGAAUUGACACAAAGUUUAAUCGGCCAGAAUGAAAUUAUGAUGGUGGUUUACCAAAGUCCAAUGGAGGUCUAUCUCUAUUUUGUAAAUCUGGAAAAGCUUUAGGAGCUCCAAAACAGCGUGACGUUGAAGCAGGCACAUAUAUACAUAUUCAAGAAUUGUGAUGAAGUUCUACCAUUUCUUGAAGAGUUUGCACAAAUUCAUGUAGAUGCUACUCUACACUUGUCCGAUGCAGAAUGGAACAGACAGUUUAUUGAAUGGUUUAAAGAUAGGGUUGCACAAUUGCAUAAAGGAGAUGAUAGUCGGUUCAUGGAAGAUCUCCUCGUACUUUCACGUGGUCCUACCCCAUAUGUGUUACGUUAUAAUGGCUACAUUGUUAAUGGAUAUAGAUUUCAUGUAGAAGAUUAUGAUAAACAUUUAAGGACUCAAAAUUGUGGUGUGAUUGUUGUCGGUGAGACUGAUGAACAUAGGGAGAAUAUUGAUUACUAUGGAGUUUUAACCGAUGUUCUUGAAUUGAAAUUCACGGGAAGAAUAGUGAUUUUGUUUGAAUGUAAUUGGUUUGAUGCGUAUGAUAACACGAAAGGAAUUAAAACAGAUGAGUAUGGCAUCGUAAGUGUUAAUUAGGGGCGAUUUUUAAAAAUAAAUGAGCCUUUUAUAUUAGCGGACCAAGCAUCUCAAGCAUUUUAUGCUAAUGAUAAUUCCAAUAAGGGUUGGUGUGUAGCGAGAAAGACGCAACCUCGUGAUUUUUCUGAGGUUGUGCAAAAAUUGGAUGAUGAUGUUGUAGAUUUAGAAAAUCCUACACAAAAUAAGCGAAAAAGAACGACUGAGGUGAACUAUCUCUUUAUGCUAUUAGCAGAUUCAUUAUUAUACAUUCUGAUUACAUGAUUUCUCUGUCAGUACAUUUUCUUUAUAAUGUUUUAACUUUUGUUUUUUUUGUAGGUUUGAUAAGAAACCAUCAAAGAAUGAAAAUGAGGUGGAAUCCACUAUGAAAGCUACUGA